Cylindrotheca closterium is the source of this 1317-nucleotide messenger RNA. The record is from the annotation of a GenBank genome assembly. NCBI's taxonomy places the organism in Eukaryota, Bacillariophyta, Bacillariophyceae, Bacillariales, Bacillariaceae.
AUGUUUGAAGAUCCUUUGGGAGAGAUUGCCGUGGCUGACAGCCAAUUUUUGGGCUUUUGUUGUCAUUGUGCGACGGUCGCGGAGGUUCGAGAGUACCAACAAAGGCUCAAGAAAGAAUAUCCAAAUGCGGCUCACAUUCCAGUCGUCUACAAGACGGUCGAUGGGAGCGAAGGUUGGGACGAGGACGGAGAACCGCCCAAAUCCGUUGGUCCUCCCAUCAUGUCCGUCAUCCAAGAGCAAUGGAGUGAUAGCUACGUCGUGGUAGCAGUGGUGCGGGUUUGGAACGAGCAGCUCUUGGGAGUGACAUGUGGCCGAUUGCCGCAAUGUUAUCAAUCCAUUGCCCGUUUAGCCCUGCAUCGGUAUGGGACGGAACGUAUGAAUCCAUUGCAUCGCGAUAUUCGACAAGUGGAUCAAUCCGUCUACGGGUUGGCUGCCGGAGAUUGUGAAUUGAUUUUGGACAUUGUUCCAGAUCCUUACAAUACUUUGCUACAACAAGUCCAACUGGAACUCAACUUUGAUGGCUUUAAAGGUGCCGAAGGAGAGGUGCUGCCUCGACUGCAGAAUUUGCAAGCCGAUCUGUCGCAAAAUGUCGUUCCCGUCUAUCGGUAUCCUGGAAAUUAUCAAGGCGAUGAGUGGGAAACCUUUCAGUGGUCCCCGGUAUCUCUCAUGAUUAAGAAAGCAGUAGAAGAUCAGUUGCUCUUGCCCCAAAAGAUGAAUCAUUGCGUCACCAAUUUUUAUCGAGAUGGCAAGGAUUUCAUUGCGCAUCACUCGGACAAAGAUUUGGAUUUGAAUCGGCAAGGCGUCAUCGUGAGCGUUUCCUUGGGGGACGAACGAAUCAUGGAAUUGAGGCGCCGGGCCGAACCCAAAGAUGUGACGCGGAUAGUCUUGCCUCCGCGAUCCAUGUUGGUGCUUGGCCCAAAGACCAACAAGGAAUUCAGUCAUUCCAUAUUGCAAAAGCCAGACGCUACCCAACCCAGAAUCAGUCUGACCAUGCGAGAAGUCCGAACGUAUUUGGAUCUGAGUUCUGGCCUCUUGUAUGGACAAGGGGCCAGUCGAAAGUCUUUUGCGCAGCUGCGAUUACGAAAUCUAUUGGAUAGUGCCAUCCUCGUAUUAGGGAUGGGUGGAGCAGCUUCCAAAAUACUUUCCAAAACACAAGACAACUCCAUGUCGAAAACCGAAGGUGCUUUGUGGUUUGGAGGAUUGCUCGCGGGAUCAUGGGGAAUCAAGAAACUAGUCCACAGGUGGUACAAACAACAAGAGGAAAAUGAAGCGAGGGAGUUCUUUUCCAAGUCUUCCAUGAGUGGAACCAAGUACUGA